This is a messenger RNA of Leguminivora glycinivorella, 1912 nucleotides long. RefSeq lists its product as uncharacterized. The record is from RefSeq and is a predicted model, not a curated record. The transcript has 2 exons. NCBI's taxonomy places the organism in Eukaryota, Metazoa, Arthropoda, Insecta, Lepidoptera, Tortricidae. The coding region runs from base 627 to 1907 and encodes 426 amino acids.
CACUCGAUUAAUAAAAUAUUAGCAAUAUCAUACAACUCUGUAAGUGAUAAUGCGAAGCUUUUAUUGUACCUAAUAUGAAACCGUAAAACUUUUUUCCAAGAACUACUUACGUCGUAAGAUACCAGACACCCAUUAAUAAUUAAUUUUGACUUUUGAUUUAAUCAUAUACAUACAUUAACCAUGAAUAUGAAGAAUAUUCUUGAUUUACCGGAUGAAAUAAAUAUUCUGAUAGCAAAGCUGUUAGACAUUGAGUCCCAAAAGAAUGUUUAUUAUACAUGCACAUAUUUCAAAAAUUUAAUAAGCAUGUAUGGGGUAGUAACCAGCUGCAAAUUAUGUAUGAAUGUUAUGGCCACAGCUAAAACACUCAAGUUAGAGUUUUUUAGGGACAUUGCCAUGAACUUACGAGAACUCAACUUAUCAACUAUCAGUGAUUUAAAUAAGACAACACUGUUACCUGCUAUUAAAAAAUUGAAGAAAUUGCAUGUUCUAGAUGUUUCUUAUACUAAGAUAAAUAUUACAGACUUGCUUGAUGUAUACCAGGCUUGUCCAACUAUAAGAGAUGUUUCUAUCAACUUCACAUUUGACAAAUCAAUUCAGAUACAUGUUCCUCAAACCAUUAUAGAAAAAUGUCAGAAAAUGAGAGAGUUCAUUUUGUAGGCAUAUUAAUGAAUCUGUUUUGUUCAAAACUAGCCUUGAGGUUGCUAGCAAAAGCUAAUUUGAAUGAGUUACAGUACACCAUAACAGAUUGUGCAUUUUUAGGACCUGUUUAUGAUAAUCAUAUAGAUAUGGAAGAAAUGAUACAUUUUAGGCUACUAAAAGUGUUUCUACUCAACUGGCAUAAAGAAAACCAGUAUUAUGGACGCCUAAAUGAAUCUGCUGUUCUUUCAAUGUUAGACUUAAGCAAAUAUGAACUUAUCAUGGUUACUCGGUGCACUAUGGAUGUUUUGCAAGUUCUAGUCUCUCCUAGGUUUAAGGACUUCUUUCUAAAAGAAUUUGGGGUGCAAGCAGACAUAUUCACAACAUGGACUAACCAGGAACUUGGAGGCAAUGUUGCAUUCAUGAUUUGGAAUACGGCUAUAACUGUGUUUGAUAGCACAUUUUAUAAUCAGUUAUUCAAACGGUUAAAACCAUUCUUUCCAUAUUAUUUAAAAUCAGCUUCUGGUGAUGCUCAAAUGCCAGCCAAUAAUGACUGGAUUUACACAAGACCAGAUGAAAAUGAGUUUGCAAGAUCAGUGAGAAAGAUUGAGGCUGAUUUUAAGAGAAGAAGAGUGGCUCCACAAGACAUUAUUCUUAACUAUGACAAUGUUAGCAAAGAUAAGAAAAAUCUUAAAUUAACUAUUUUAUUUGAAAAUACGAUUAGAUGUCCAGUAACACUAUCAAGUAGUAGUAAUUAUUUGAAAAAGAUAACUCAUUUGAACUUGACUGGGCAUGUGGUUUAUAGCUCUGAUUUUUUCAAGAUAUUAUUUACAAAUUGCCAUAAUCUUAUUGCCAUCAGUUGCACAUCAUCACCAAAUGCUACACAAGCAUUAGGAAGAUACAUUUGGCUGUGUAAAUAUAUUAAACAUUUAUGGUUAGUUGCAACAACUAUUGAUUUCAAAUCAUUGUUUGUUUCGUUAAGUCAGUGCAAAUACAUAGAGAAUAUACAUCUGUAUAAUAUGACAUCCAGUGGUGAUUUAUCUGAGCCAAAGGAUAUGUUUGAAAGAUGCUGUCGUUUGUAUAAUUUAUCUAUUUGUAUGCCUAUGUCAGACACUUUAAGAGUGAAAAAAUUGCAGAUGCUAAAUAAGAUUAAGUCUAUGUACUCGAGAGAUCAUUUAAAUAUAGAACUGUGUGUUACGCCCGAUCUGAAAGCAUAUGGAUAUGAUCCUUUCAUAGAUGUUUUCGAUUUGAAUCCAAUAAAAGUAGUAUAAUGGUU